This is a messenger RNA of Dermacentor albipictus, 754 nucleotides long. RefSeq lists its product as uncharacterized. The record is from RefSeq and is a predicted model, not a curated record. Lineage: Eukaryota; Metazoa; Arthropoda; Arachnida; Ixodida; Ixodidae.
CACACACGCGCAUCAUGAAGGCUCUGACAAUCGCUUGCGUCUUUGGAACGCUCGCUGGUGUCGCCCUAGCCGGCGGUUUCGGUGGUGGAUUCGGCGGCGGUUUCGGUGGUGGCUUCGGAGGUGGCCACGGCGGAGGUCUCACGGCCGUUCCAGUGACGGGCGUUGCCAUCAGCCACGGAGGUGGAGGAUAUGGAGGCUUCGGCGGCGGCGGUGGCGGCGGCUUCGGCGGUGGCGGCUUCGGAGGUUUCGGUGGCGGUGGCUUCGGUGGAGGAUUCGGGGGCGGAAGUAAGAUCGUGGCCGGGCCAUCGUAUCUAGUCAAGACGAUCCACCACAUCAACAAGUUGCACAGCGGCGGACAGCUCCUCGGCUACAGCGGUGGUGGAUUCGGUGGUGGACUUGGAGGAGGUUUCGGUGGUGGCUUCGGGGGCGGAUUCGGCGGAGGCGGCUUUGGAGGUGGCCUUGGAGGCGGCCACGGUGGAACAAUCGGCAUCAUCAAGAUCAAGGGAGGUGGCUACCAUUAAAGAACCAGUGAUCGAAUGGUCAAACGAAUUUCGUGUCUAGUGAAAUCUUCGCUGAAGACUGGCAGGAGCUGCGUCGACCUCAACGCUGGUGCAAAUCUCACCCAACGGUGCACAGUCAAGCGCCAAGCCGUUGAGGGCACUCCUCAGGGCGAAGAACAAAUGAGGACGGCAAACACGUCCUUGCCAUCAACAAGUGCCAGUCAAGUAUUAUUGUACAAUAAAUUAUUUUUUAC